CCUCACAGGGUUUUAUUAAGAAAAUGGCGGACAGGCGACGGCGAAGGAUUUCAGAAGCCGAGAGCGAAGAGGAUACGAGACAUGAUCGAAUACAUGAUGAUAAUGAUGUUGAAGUAGCAGAUGAUCAUUCAACACAUACAGAUGUAAAAGUGAAAGUUCAUAAGAAUGCAGAAGAGGAUGAAGAAGAAAGUGAGGAAGAAGAAACAGAUGAAGAAGAGGAAAGCGAGGAAGAAGAUGAUGAAUCCUAUGAUGAAGAAGAUGAGAGUGUCAUCAUCGAAGGUGAUGAUGGGCUGGAUGAGGAAAGACAGAGUGGGGAUGGAGAGGAGCAGCCAGAGGGAAAUGAAGCUGUUGAUGAUGAUGAAGACAAGAAGAAUCCAGCAUAUGUCCCCAAGCAGGGGGCAUUUUAUGAACAUGACAUGAGGAUAUCAAUGGAUGAACAGGAGGAAGAUGAAAAGAAACCAAAGAAAAAGUUGUGGAAAGAUGAAGGAAAAUGGCAGCAUGAUAAAUACAAUGAAUCCAUGCAAGGACCAAAGACAAGGGCAGAAUUAUACAGUGUGUAUGGUUAUGAUAUCACAAGGAGUGACAAAGCCCCAGAAGCCCCUCCCAGGAGCAAUCAACCCAGAGGCCCCCGAUCCAAACAGAAAUCACGAUUCAGAGAUUUUAUACAUGAAGGAGAUUACGUACAAAAUAGAAAUAGUUACAACAAUCUAAAAUCAGGUGGGAGACAGGGGUAUGAUGAAAAUGGACGAGGUGGGUGGGGCUUCUCCAGGAGAGGGGGAGACAACUAUCGGAGAAAUGACAGAUACAGGAAUGAUAACUCUUACUACAACAACAGAAACAGAGGCUAUAAUAAGUCUAGUCAGGGAGACUUUAACAGUAGGGAAGAUUUUCCAGAAUUAGGGUACAAGGAAAAGCCCAGGCGGUCUGAUGAAGGCAGAGGAUUUCAGAAUGAUAGGCGCAGUGAUCAAGAAUAUCAUAAUCGAGGGUUUCAGAGUGAAAAGAGGAAUGAGCAGGAAUAUCACAGGAGAAGUGAACAAGAAUAUCACAGUCGAGGUGAACGUUCCAGUCAAGAUCGAGAUAAUAAGGGUCCUAGGGAUAACAGAAGUAGUUCAGAAAGAGAGAAUCGUUCACAUUACAAUAGAGACAACAAUGAACAAAUUCAUCCCGAGAAAAGUGAUUAUGAAAGUCGUUCAAGCAAAGAUAAUAGAUCAAGUGUGGAAAGGACUUCAUAUCCUAGAGAAGAGAGGAUAAGUCCCGAACAAGAGGGAAAGUCGUAUAAUGACAGUUAUAGGCGAGGAAGGGGGUCAAGAGGAGGCAGGGGUAAUAGGAGACCCGGGGGAAGAAAACCAGAACCUGAGAGGAACUUCCCAGAAAGGAAUUUCCCUCCAAGGUUUCAGAGAAUGAAGCAAAAUAUGGCAGCUGCAGAGGGUGAUCCCUCACUUCAGCAAGGGACAGGGGGAGAUGAAGAGGUGUAUAUGUCCCCACCUGAAUCCCCUCCUGAGGGUAAGCAGGGUUUUCCCCCUCCCCCUCAGAGAGAAAGUCAGCCACAGGUGGCACCUGUAGCAGAAUCUUUAAUUGUACAGAACACUGGGGAGCGUAAAUCUUACUCCAAGGAGCGACGUGUAAAAUCAGGACGAGGACCAGAAGAGCCACCCCCUCCAGUGGUUCCAGAGGAGACAGCGCCAGCAGAGCCACAGGGAAAACAAGAAGAAGUUAUCCAGUCCCAGCAGUUUGACAACAAGGCGUACAGUAAACAGGACCAGGGAGGUAAACCGAAGCGCUACUCCUCCCAGCGACAGCGCAACAUACCUGAAGUGGGGGGAUUCACAGAACAGCCUAUAGAUAGCCAGAAAUUCUAUCCACCAGAAACUGUUUUCAUCAAGGGACAUGAAAACCCUCUCUCAAACUUUUACCUUUGUGCAAUUAAAUGGGAUAACAAUCAUUUCACUAGCGCGGAACAUGCGUAUCAAUUCAGCAAGGCCAUUUUUCAUAAUCAAAAAGAACUAGCCGAGGAGAUGAGAAAAACUGAGGCUGCAAAUAAAGUCAAAAUGUUGUCAAAGAACAUAAAUCCCUCUGAAAAAUGGAUGAGUACCAGAUGUAGAGUCAUGAAAGAUAUUCUUAUAGAAAAAUUUAAACAAGUGGAGCCAUUCCGUACUGCCCUUCUGGCAACUGGCACCAAACCACUGGCUCAUGAUGUGGCGAGUUUAUUCUGGGGAACUGGAAAAAACUUCAAUGGCCAAAACAUGUUUUGCAAGCUGUUGAUGGAAGUCCGAGAUCAAGCAAGGGCUCAGAUGUCAAGCCAAGCCAACUUUCCUGCACACCCUAACCCUGCUAUACUCCGCCCCCCAAUAGCUACAGUGGCAUUCCCCAUGAAUGCUGUACCAAGUGCUGCAAUGUCCACUCCUCAACACAUCUUCCCUGGGAACCAGCCAGCUGCCAUGACAACACAAGUUCAAAUGAUCCCCCCUCAGUACACCAAUACAGGGGUACUGUAUCCAGCAGCCCCCAAUUUCCCGGUGCCCCCUGUUCCAUUAGCUGGAUUUGCUCCCAUGGGAAAUCACCCACCAGCAUUAGCUACCCAUCAACAAGGCUACCCCUCACCCCCAGGAACACAGCCAACAUCAGUGGGGGCCCAACAAAGUCCAACACAGGCUGGACCACAGGAGAUGUUCCGAAACCAGACGGUCUAUUAUCCUCCCGAGUUACAAAUGAGAGGUUCAAGAGCAACACCAAAGAGAGCAAAGGCUGCCAUCCCCAUUGUCAAUCCUAAGGAAGUGAAAAGAGAAUUUCACAGAGAAGGCUAUCUAGAGGAGGAAAAUGUAUCACAAGAAGAUCAUGUAGAACAGGUGCCUCAUAUGGGGCUUGUGUCCUCUGAGGAGCAGGUGCCCUUUGAGGACCCCACAAAUUCCAGAGACAGUAAGGAAUUUGAUGGUCUUGAGGACUUACAAGGUCACAAUGAAGCACCAUCAGGGGAUACAGAUAUUGUAAAAACAGAAGAAAAUUUGAUAGAUAAUAAUAUUAAUAAUUCAAACAAUACAGUGUUGUCAGAAGUUUCAGAAUCUGUUUUAAAUACAGACAGAGAAAUUGAUGACAGCGAGAGCUCAGUAGUGGUCAAAUCAGAGCCCGAGUGUAGUGUAGAUCAAGACAGUGUGGAACAUGCUGGUGAAAUUCGACCAGAAGCAAGUGUAAAAACUGAAGACAUUGGAGAUACUGUAAGGAAAGAAGAAAGUGAGGAUUCACAAACUUUGCAGAUCAAAACGGAGCCAGUUGAUGAGGAGUAUGAGACGAAGAAAGAUUUCGUGGAAUCGAGUGCAGAAAUGGUUCAUGUGAAAGAAGAAGAGGAAAAUGUUAGUGAUAAUGAGAGCUUUGCUGAUGCCAAAGAUGAGUUGGAGAAUGAAACUGAUAAACAAGAGGAUGGAGACCCUGUAACAUGAAAUUUGUAUUAAUAUUGUACUGUAGUUUGACUCUUACCUAUGAGUGGGACUUUCUCAAGCUUGAUGUUCCGAAGCAGGUUUUUCUUUGCUUUUUGAUUUCUAACUCAAAUAUUUGAUAAGCAAUUAAAGUAAAAGAUUUUGAUGAAAAGAAACUCUGUUUACAUACCCUAUUAUUACAUGACACAUUGUAAAUAUGUACACAGUAGACUGUAUCUUUCAAAGAUUACUGUUUACAUGUUAGUGAGUAUAAAUAUUGUAAAGGGUAAAAUUAUCGUGAUAGAUUAAAAGAACUAAUUUGUUGAAUCAAGUGUGCUCAAUUGUUUUGUAAAAAUGUUUUUGAGAAAGGAAUCUAGAUUUUAAAAAUACAUGUACAUGCUUGUUGUUUUGUGAAAAAGCACAGCUAUUAUAUGCAUACAUAUACCCCUUGGUAAUCCAUAUUCUGA
Molecule: messenger RNA, 3877 nt
Organism: Saccostrea echinata
Lineage: Eukaryota; Metazoa; Mollusca; Bivalvia; Ostreida; Ostreidae
Product: protein CASC3-like
Exons: 12
Coding region: 24-3434 (1136 amino acids)
Biological process (GO): mRNA processing
Cellular component (GO): exon-exon junction complex
Molecular function (GO): mRNA binding
Source: RefSeq, a predicted model, not a curated record